AUGGACUCAAUUUUAAACUCAGCCUUAGCAGAAAUCUGCUCGGAGCUCCAAAACGGUCUCUCUCUCCAGGCCCUCUGGCCCAGACUCGACCUUUCUCUCUCCUCCUCCAACCUCGACCUCUCUCCUCACCUCAAGCAAGCCCUAUGGGACGCCCUUCGCUCCGUCCCAACUCUCAAGUUCGACGCCAAAAACGCACCUUAUGGUCCGGCAGACCCUUCCAUUUUGUCCUUCGAAGACGCCGAGAAGCUCAACCUGAAGCUCGUGGCUGACGAGGGUCUCAGGGACAACUUCAUGGGCCUCUACAAUGUCCGCUCCGCCAAUGCCAGCUUGUCUAAGAUUCAGCGGAUGGCUCUCGAACGCCUCGUGACGGCUAGGACAAAUGGAAUUACACAAAGUCAGCUUGCUAAGGAACUUGGCAUUGAAGGGAGAAACUUUCAUUAUGCAGUGAAGAGCCUUGAAUGUCAAGGGUUAAUUGUGAAGCAAUCUGCACUAUUAAAGACAAAAGAAGCUGGUGACAGUCCGUUUGUGACUACCAAUAUGUUAUAUUUGUAUCGACAUGGGAAGCAUUUAGGCUCUCAACAGAAGAUUGAGAUCACCAAGGAAGAACAGACUAGGGAGAGUUUUGGAAAUGGAAAUGAAAGUCCUGCAAGUGGAGAUGGCUUUGCUGGAAAAUAUGUUAAAGAGGAUGUGCUUGUAAAGGACUAUCUGCCGGAAAUGAAGGCAGUCUGUGAUAAACUUGAAGAAGCCAAUGGCAAGGUUCUUGUUGUUUCGGAUAUUAAGAAAGAUCUUGGUUACAGUGGAACUCCUGGAGGGCAUAAAGCUUGGAGAAAAGUUUGUCGCAGGUUGAAAGCUGCUGGUAUCGUGGAGUUGUUUGACGCUAAAGUGAAUGAGAAGGUUGAGUGCUGCCUGCGUUUUCCAGAAAAUUCUACUCAAAUGAGUUUUGAGCCAAAAAGUCUUUCACAUGUAGAUGAUCAUUGUAAUGAAGAACAGCAGGUGAAAUACAGAAAGAGAAAGAAAUGUCAGAUCACUGAUCAGCUUGUAGAACUUCCAAUUGAGCAACAAAUUUAUGAAUUGAUAGAUUCCACAGGAUCAGAAGGUUUGACUAGGAAUGAGGUUCUGGAGAGGCUUGGAAUUAACAACAAAAAAAAUUGUAACCGGCUUGCUGGUAUGUGGUCUAGGUUUGGGAUGAAUAUACAACCAGAAAUGCACCAAAAAGCCAAGACAUAUCGAUUUUGGACAUCUGUGGAACACAAUUCUGAAUCGGCUAAUCCUUUUCUUAAUAAAUCAGAAAAUGCCAAUGAAAAUAAAAUUACUGACCUAUACAUUGGCAGCUCAGAUGCUCUUGACAGGUCAGGUCAAAGUCAAACUCAUUCAGCCUAUGAUUGUUCAACUUUGAAAGGUGAUACUGCUGGUCCCAGAAACAUGAAAAAUAGAUACAUUAAUACUGAGCCUGCUGGUGGAUCUCCUCGGUAUAGUGAAUCUAACCAUAUGCUUCUUUGUCCUGGAAAUCCCCAACCGUUGUUUCUUGAGCCAAAAGAUACUACUUGUGACAGUAAACUUAGUUUACUGAGCACAGUGGAAAUAAAUGGUGCCUCACCAGAAACACCACCUGCUGCGUUAAAGCCACUUGGUUCUGGAUCAGAUCCGAGGUAUCCAUGUCUGUCUUUGACUGAGGAUAGCACUAGAAGGGAAAAAAGGAUACUUGAGCGGCUACAGGACGAGAAGUUUAUUUUAAGAGCUGAGCUGUAUAGGUGGCUUGUGAGUCUGGAGAAGGACAAGUGCACAACAACAGACAGGAAAACUAUUGACCGAAUUUUAAAGAAACUUCAGGAACUAGGGCACUGCAAGUGCAUACAUAUUAACGUCCCAGUUGUCACAAAUUGUGGUCGUAGCCGUACCACUCUAGUGGUUCUGCACCCAUCUGUUCAGAAUUUAACUCCUGAACUAGUUUCUGAAAUUCAUGAUACAUGGAGGUCUUUUGAGAUUCAAAGUCGUGGCCAGUGCUCAUCUCGAUGGAAGAAAAGUGGAUCAGUUCCUGUACUGAAGGAUGUUCAGAGGACUCAGAACCACGUCGGUACAGAUAUCCGAGCCAUGAGAUCAGAAGCCAUGCGCUCUAAUGGAUUUAUUCUGGCAAAAAUGAUUCGUGCAAAGCUGCUACAUAGUUUCCUAUGGGAUUUCCUCUCUAGUUCCACAGGAUCUGAUGAUGCUUUAGCAUCUGGAAAAGAUGUCAUUGAGCUAAAAAAUCCUCACAGCAGAAGCAAAUUGUUUUCACUAGAGGUAGCAAUCAGGGCUAUUCCAGUUGAGCUGUUUCUACAAGUUGUGGGCUGCACUAAAAAAAUUGAUGAUAUGCUUGAGAAGUGUAAGAGGGGUUUGUGUCUUUCUGACCUUUCAGCUGACGAGUACAAGUCUCUUAUGGAUACCCAUGCAACUGGAAGGCUAUCAUUGGUCAUUGAAAUUUUACGGCGAUUGAAGUUGAUUCGAAUGGUUAGUGAUGAACAUUUGAAAGAUGCAAUUAAAGUUCCUCAUGCCAUUUCUACGCAUGCAUUGGAGUUUAAGCCUUACAUAGAGGAACCACUUUCAAAAGAUGCAAUAUCUUUGAGUUUUAGAUCUGUUGAUCUUCGCCCACGAAUCAGACAUGAUUUUGUCCUCUCAAAUAGAGAAGCUGUUGAUGAGUAUUGGCAAACUUUAGAGUAUUGUUAUGCUGCUGCUGACCCAAGAGCUGCUUUACAUGCAUUUCCUGGAUCUGCUGUACAUGAGGUGUCCCUGUACAGGUCAUGGACCAAAAUUCGAGUUAUGACAGCUGCUCAGCGUGAUGAGCUCUUAAAGCGAGUAGAGAAGGAUGAUCCAAGUGAAAAGCUUUCAUUUAAAGAGUGUGGGAAGAUUGCAAAGGAUCUCAAUUUGACCUUGGAGCAGGUGCUUCGUGUGUAUUAUGAUAAGCGCCAUCAACGUCUUCAUGGAUUGCAAAAUAAAAGGGAUGAAGUUCAACCUAAAAAAGGUAGACGUGUUUCACGAAAAAGGAAGAGAUCUUCUGAACAAGAGUCGGUAAAGUUCACAGAAACUGAUGAGGUAACUGCACAGUUGGAAGAGCAGGGGAAUGCCACAUUAUCUGACACUGUAAAACAAUUCAUUGAAGAAAAAAGUCUCUUGGUCACUUCUUCAGAUAAGCAUGACACACAUUUGGAACCAUUGGCUGAUCAUUUAGAAACCGGGCAGGAACCUGAACCAAACGAAGAUGAUGAUGGGUGCCAUUCAAUUAUUAGCAAAUGUAGUUUUUCAAACUUGAAGUCAACACGUACUUGCAAAAAAGAAAAGUUGCAGUCAACACGUCAACGAAGGUUUUCGUGGACAGAGGAGGCUGAUAGGCAAUUGAUUAUCCAAUAUGUAAGACAUCGUGCAACUCUUGGGCCAAAAUAUCACAGGAUAGAUUGGACUUCACUUCCUGACCUUCCAGCACCUCCUAGUACCUGCCAAAAACGAAUGGCAUUACUCAAAAGUAACAAAAGAUUUAGAAUAGCUGUAAUGAGGCUGUGUAACGUGAUCGGUGAACGAUAUGCAAAGUUCCUGGAAAAGACUCAGAACAGAUCACUAACCAAAGAUGAUUGUAGGCUGCUUUUGCGAGGUUCGUCGGGGGAAGAUAAUGACAGAAAUCUUCCUAAUAUCAGUAAUCAUAAUCAAGGGACGGGUGUUCAGGAAGAACCAUGGGAUGAUUUUGAUGACAAUAACAUUAAAAGAGCCCUUGAGGAGGUACUUCACUACAAGAGGAUGGCUAAAUUGGAUGCCUCAAAACGAGUUGGAUCAACCUGUCAGGACUGGUCAGAUCUUAACACAAAUGCUGAAGAAUAUGAUCCGCAGGAAUCUGAAUUAAUUGCAUCAACUACUCCAUAUGAGGAUGUUCAGAACCAUAGUGGAAGAGGGUUGAAAAUUUCUGCACGAAGAUCAUGCUGUCAACACCUUAAUGAAAAGUUUUUUAAGCUUUUGCAUGGAGUUAAUGUUAGUACACAAGUCUACAAAUCUUUGGCUGUUUCUAAUGCUGUAGAGCUGUUUAAGCUUGUCUUCUUGAGUAUCUCAACAGCACCAGAGGUGCCGAAUCUGCUCGCAGAAAUUCUACGGCGUUACUCAGAGUGUGAUCUAUUUGCAGCUUUCAACUAUCUUAGAGAUAGAAAAAUCAUGGUAGGGGGAAAUGACAGUCAACACUUUUCUCUCUCACAACAGUUCUUGCAUAAUAUUUCUAUGUCACCAUUUCCUACUAAUUCUGGGAAGAGAGCUACUAAAUUCGCUCAUUGGCUCCGUGAAAGAGAUAAAGAUCUUAUGGAAGGGGGGAUUGAUCUCUCUGCAGAUUUACAGUGUGGGGACAUAUUCCAUUUGUUUGCUCUAGUUUCUUCAGGUGAACUGUCAAUUUCCCCAUGCUUGCCAGAUGAAGGCAUGGGAGAAGCUGAAGAUUUGAGAAGCUCAAAACGUAAAAUUGACAGCAAUGAAUUUUUAGAUGGUGAUAAGACUAAAAGGCUAAAAUCAUUUGUGGCAGCAGAAGGUGAAAUUAUUUCCCGUCGAGAAAAAGGUUUCCCGGGUAUCAAGAAUAUUUUAUCUCAUUCUCACCAUAUGAAAGAAAUCCUUGAUUCAAGCAGCACUGUCCAUGUAUUAGAGAAUUGUAGCAACUCGCCUUGGGAAGGUAUGGUGCGGUAUGCUGAACAUUUGCUGCCAUCAUGUUCUUCUCAAAAUCAAUCAAGUCCCAUCCAUCCCGAGGUCUUUAGGUCCAUUUACAGUGCUAUUCAGACGGCUGGAGACCAAGGACUGAGCAUAGAAGAUGUUUCCCAAAUAACAAAUAUCCCAGGAGAAAAGAUGACUGAGUUUAUCAUUGACGUGCUUCAAACAUUUGAACGAGUCUUAAAGGUCAAUGCUUAUGACUCCAUUCGUGUUGUUGAUUCUUUGUAUCGUGGCAAGUAUUUUAUGACUUCAGUGCCAGGGAUUUGUCAAAAACUUGAACCACCUUCUGGGAGAAAACCACGAAGAGGCAAUGAUGGCGAUUUGAUCCUCCAUCCAAAAAAUUGUGAUAGUGGUUGUACUCAUUUACAGGGGGAUAUAAAUAUGAAUGUUGAUGAUGUUCAUAAAGUGACAUUUCUUAAUUUCCCUGAAGAGGUUAGUGAGCUCUCAUAUAAAAAACAGACUAGCAGUGAGCUGGAAGGCUGUAUGGAAGGCAUAGAAGUUUCACCUAGAGGGGAUGGUGAGGGUGAAUCUUCUAAAUCCUCUUCGGCUAAACUAUGUGUGCCAAUAUUACCAUGGAUAAAUGGUGAUGGGACCAUUAACAAGAUUAUCUACAAGGGACUCAGGCGACGUGUUCUUGGAAUUGUGAUGCAAAAUCCAGGGAUAUUAGAGGAUGAAAUUAUCCGCCGGAUGGAUGUACUGAACCCCCAGAGCUGUAGAAAGUUGUUGGAGUUGUUGAUUUUGGAUAAACAUAUUUCUGUGAGGAAGAUGCAUCAAACUACAUCCAAUGGGCUACCACCAAUACUAAGGACUCUCUUUGGAAGCAGCUUCACUGAACCAAAGCUGGUUUUCCGUGAGCAUUUCUUUGCAAACCCUACAAGCACGUCCUUGCUGUAG
This is a messenger RNA of Prunus armeniaca (apricot), 5595 nucleotides long. The record is from the annotation of a GenBank genome assembly. NCBI's taxonomy places the organism in Eukaryota, Viridiplantae, Streptophyta, Magnoliopsida, Rosales, Rosaceae.